Molecule: messenger RNA, 2524 nt
Organism: Dermacentor silvarum
Lineage: Eukaryota; Metazoa; Arthropoda; Arachnida; Ixodida; Ixodidae
Exons: 11
Coding region: 123-2441 (772 amino acids)
Source: RefSeq, a predicted model, not a curated record
UUCAAACCGAGAAAGGCGGCUUCGCUAGGCCGCGCGUUUGCUGAGCACGCCGAGGGUCGUUUUUUUUUAUUUUCCAGCUUGGUUACCUUCCGCUGUUGGCUGACCCGCACUAGUUUGCGACCAUGAAACGAAAAGAUCCAACAGAGUCACCUAAAAAAGCCCUGUCGGCGUGGGAGCGGCGGCGGUUAUACUCAAACCAGCUGCGAGAAAAGACGGUUCUGCGCACGCCCGGAGCUGGACCUUCCUAUACAAAGGGAAGUGGAACCCCUUCAAGAAUGAGUCCGAACAAGAACAGGCCUCGAGAAAGCAAACAUCCUGUGUCGCAAAGAAAACCGUUGAAGUCGGUACAUUCUCUCACUGCAAAAAAUGGCAAGCAGUUCACAGUAUCACUGACAAAAACAUCUGGAAAGAAACCAAAGGCUUCUCUGCAGUCAGGGAAGGCACAAAUGACUGUAAAGCCAGUAUCUAAAACAGCUUCUGGAACACGUGGGACACCAUUACAAUCAACGUCUAAGAAAGUCAAGAUUUCUUUUGCAUCUGAGCCCACAACAGCAGCAGCAGCAGUCUCUGAAAUGCCUCAACUCGACAAGAAGAGCACCAGGAUGUCUGCAAAGCAGCAACCUCAGAAAGCAAAGCAGCCUCUCAGGGUUCCCCUAGCACAAGCAAAAGUCCAGCUUUCCCAGAGACCAGUGCGGAAAACGUCAACUGCCCCGACUCAAACAAAGAUGCACACUGCAAGAAGAUCGCUGGGCCGGAGGUCCCAGGUAGUGAAAGCUUCGUCCCAUAAACUGUCAUUGACUCAAAUUAAAGCUCAGACAUCUAGACGAUCAUCGGGAAGAAAGUCAACAGCCAAGCUUUCUGCCAAAACACGUGCACAACCUCAGCCUCUGUUGGCAAGCGGCGCAAGGUGUUCUGUGGGGGAGCAGCCUCGAAAGAGGGCCUCGGAAGGCAAUGGUGAGACCCCAAACAAAACACCUUUAAAGACGGCAAAAGUUGAUUUCUCGCCGUGCCUGAGUGCAAAUAGUGCAUGUGUGGAGCCACGGUCGUCACCGCGCUCGUGCCAGUCCAAAUCUGAAAGAAGAACUAGUCUUGCAUCCUAUUCAACACCGUGUUCAGUGAUGGUCAAGAAGUCUGCUUUGAACUCAUGUGGUACAGUAUCAGGUGACACCAAGAGAACUUUGUCACCUGAUAGAUCUAGUGGAAGCACACCUUACCACACUGCCCACAGCAUCUGUCUUUCAAGUUCCUCAGGAGACAGCGUUUCUCCAAUCGGCAAAGUCAGCAGAAAGUUUGCAGGUGGCACGCCUUCUCACAUUAAGCAACACUCUUCAUUUGUGUCAGCGACAGGGAGUCCCACAGGAAAGGCAAGUCCUGACAGAAUGUCACUUGAAGAUGUGAGUACUCGAGAUGAGCUGAAUGACACAUUCACACUGGAGAGCCCUGCUCUGUCACCAAAGAGACGAAGUAGCUGCUCCAAGAAGCCACCUUCUUCCUGCCUGCGCAAGGGGACCAGCACAUCUCACGUUAAAAAGUCUGUGUCCUUUACUAUGCCCGGACGACGGAGCGUAACACCAAAAAGGCUACCGAAAACUCCCAUUCGCAGCCGCACAUUGCAGGAAACUCUGAAGGAGUGGCUUAAUGCCCGAGGCUACAGUCUGUCAGCUCUGCGGAAGACCCAUGAAGAUAAAUUGCUGCAUCAAGAAAAGCUUCAGAAGUCUCGGAGGUCAUCUGGCAAGCCCAUUAGAACAGCCUUGAUGUCAGCAGAAAACAAGGCAUUGGGAACAUCUCCUGUUCUACAGAAGUCUGUGAGGAAUUCUUUGCAGAAAAUGAGUGGAAACGACGAGGCAGCUUCAUCAAAACAUACCAGCUUACCUUCUCUUUUGACAGACCUCCUGCGGUAUUUAAAUGAGCCAAAUCCGCCAGAGGAUGUGGAGACAUGGCUCAACCAGCUCGAAGAGCACGUGCCCAGUGUGAUGGAUUACCCAGCCUACUGGAUGUGUCGCUGUGCCUGCUAUGAAAAGUCUGGGGACUCAGCCAAAGCUGUAAAGUCACUCAGAGUGGGACUGGACUUUGUCACUAUGGGACACAAGGAAUUGGCUGAUGCCUUGGAUGGUCUUGUGAAGAAAGCACCUGAAGUGACGCACAACUCGCCCACAAGAAAGCGAGAGCGUAAGCAGAACACAGGCACACGCAAGAAGCAGAAUCUCGAGCAUGUGUCAACAGAAAACGUGUUUGCAUCAACAAUCAUUGACUACAAGGUGUAUGAGAAACCUAGCCUAAACCAGCUGUCAGCAGCACUCCGUGGCAAACAGUGUCCGAGUGUCGCAGUGAUGACUCCUGUGAGGAGGUCCUCUCGACAUACCAAGCGUCAUUCCAGUCUCGUGUCACCACCCCAGACCUUGCUGUACAAACCAAACUCUGCACUGGGAGACGAACCUUGAAGAGCCUGCUGCUUUGUGACUCCAAAAGCAAGGUUUCCCCCUUCCCCACACCACCAUUUAAUAAAGAGCGUUUAUACCGUCUA